Messenger RNA from Lytechinus variegatus (green sea urchin), 3032 nucleotides. Its product is annotated as esterase LipI-like. Gene Ontology annotation, molecular function: carboxylic ester hydrolase activity. Bases 156 to 1406 code for a protein of 416 amino acids. Lineage: Eukaryota; Metazoa; Echinodermata; Echinoidea; Temnopleuroida; Toxopneustidae. Gene Ontology annotation, cellular component: membrane. The transcript has 5 exons. The record is from RefSeq and is a predicted model, not a curated record.
CUCGUCAAAGGAAAUGCCGCUCGAUCCGCCCCCCGGGGUCAAUCACGUUCAUAUAUGAACUGCUAAUCAGACGCUGGUUGUCACCUGCUUGAUAGUCUCUUUUAAACUGAAAAGCAUUUGCCUUUUUACAUCUUCAAUUGUCAUAAUUUACAAGAAUGAAUACUUCCUCAACAAUUUUUGUUUUGGGCCUGGCCGUUCUCCUGGGUUAUCUCUUCCACACACCCGUACCACAGGACAUGGUAGAUCAAUGGCACUACAGAUUUAUGAUAGCUGGAAUAAAGGCAGGAGCACUCAUUGCGACUUUUCGAACUUAUGUAAACCCUGGUGAUGAAGGAGCCUACUACCGAACCUUUAACUACCUAUAUGGAGUGCUUUUAAAGGCCCCGGACUCGAAGAUUCAGGGUUCGAACGUCGAAGCACACUACACUAUAUUUGACGGGGUUAGGGUCUUGGUCUAUACACCGCUUACUGACAGAAGAAACCUUUCUCCCGGACUGAUCUAUUACCAUGGAGGAGGAUUCGGAUUUGGAUCUACAAAGACCGCUGGUCCGAUUACAAGAUAUCUCGCCGAGCAGCUUAAUAUGGUGGUCGUAUCUGUCGACUAUCGCCUUGCACCAGAAUACCCUUUUCCAGCUGCGGUAGAAGACAGCUUCAUAGCAACAAAAUGGUUUCUUAAUCAUGCUCAUGAAUAUGGUGUAAACGCUAACCGCGUGGUCAUAAGCGGCGAUAGCGCUGGUGGUUUUCUAACAGCUGUCAUCAGCCAACUCGUCCACGAUGAUCAAUCUAUACCUAACAUCAAGGUCCAAGUUCUGUUUUAUCCAUGGACACAGUGCUUUGACUUCAACACGCCGUCUUACCAGAAAUACGUGGUCGAUCAUGGGGAUUCUGGUUUGGUGGCGAAGCCUCGUAUGGCCGAGUUUCUCUCCGCUUAUCUCCUCGGAAGAUUCGAUGGUCCAUUCAUGAGGCAGAUGCAAAAGAACGAACAUGUAAGUAAUGAAUUCAAACAGUCGAAAAUCUACAAGACAGUUCUCGACCAUGAUAUCAUUCAUCAUCGUUCGGGAGUGCCUUUGACUUCUUUACCCACUCAUCAGGAACCCUUGAAAGGAGGCAAUGACACAAUAUGGGAAGAGAUCAAAGACCGAAUGCUUGAUCCAAGAAUUGCUCCUCUUUUCCGGAAGAAUUUUAAAGGUUUGCCUGCCGCGUUCAUCGCAACUGCAGACCUGGACAGUCUACGGGAUGAUGGAAUCUUCUACGCCAGACUUCUGGUUGAUGCUGGAGUGAAGGUGGAUUUGAAGAACUACAUUGGAGCUUACCACGGCAUCGUAUCUGCUGGUCCUAUCCCAAAUAUACCGACCGGUGUAAAAAUUGUGGAUGAUGCCAUUCAUUUUAUUAGAGAUAAUGUAUGAACAUCCUCAUUGCAGAGACGUAUGAUGUUUUCUACAUUAAAUCCAACGAGAAAAUCAGAUUUUCAAUUCAUAUCUCGAAGAACUCUAUUUUGGCAUUUACUAUAUGAAUUCAACCAUGUUAAGGUUAGUUUUACAAACCAUUGAAUUGCUGUGGACUUACGUAGUGAAUGAAAAUUAAAGUCUGAUCGUGUGACUCAGAUUCGAACCACAUCGGAUUCGAACGAACGUGAUUAGAGUACAACCAGCAUGACCAGUGGCGUGGGAGAAAAUGACAUCCAUUUGGUAGUAAAGACCCUUUUUCUAUUGUCAAAAUUGUUCUUGGACAAACUGCCCCUCCCCCUUGAAAAUCCUGGAUCCGUCCCUGAAUAUAUUAUAACCACAGGUCUUUAAACUUUAGUCAGAUUGGUCACUGCCCUCCAUCAAAAUAACAAAUUACAUUCUUGCCACGUCGUUGCCAUCGUUUCAUAACUUUCAAAGAUAUGCAAUGAUGUCAUGAUUGUGGUUAAAUGUACUACAAUGAUAAUGGAAAUAAGUACAGGAUAGAUGAAUUUGUUUCUUACGAUACUGAAAUUAUUUGCAAUCUCUUUACAAAAUAUAAUUUUGGUUCAUUGAUUUUCAAAGUACGGCGCGAGUCAACAGAUGCACUUAUAAGAUGGGGAUUAGUUUUGUAAUUAUUCUUUGUAUUUUAUUAGAUAGAAUACUUCUUCCAGUUUCAAAAACAUUGAUAAAAAAUUUGAAAUUGUUGGCAUCCUAUUCACUGUUCUCGAAUCGAUGAUUUUUAGUCCACUUGUCAAAUAAAGUUGUAAACCUCUGUGCCAUGUAUCUAAUUUAUUUCUUUCGAGAGAAUCUGUCUAGAUAGAUUAAAAAUUGCUCAGGUACGUAACACCUGGUGAUAAAUGUGUAUUCAUUAUUACCGACCUAUAUCUGUUCUCUCCUAGCUGUAUUUCCAAAAUUUUGGAAAAUAUUUUACGCACUGUCAAGUUCCUUGGUAAAUGUAAUAUUUUGGGUAGCUCUCAGUAUUCCGAACAAAUGUUCAAGAAGUAUGGCUCUUACUGAUAUUUUGAACACAAGUGUAGACGUGUUUGAACGCAAUUCUUGUUGGGGUUUUGUCGAUUUGUCAAAGACAUUCGGUAGUAUAAAUCAUGAUAUCAUGUUAGCUAAAUCAGACAUACGGGAAUCGAUGAAUAGCCCAAGAUCAUAAGUUAACACAUUAUACUCAGAGCUUAAGCUGCUUACAUGUAUACUGUAAAACAGCAAUGUAUUUAUAUUUAUCACUUUUUCAAUCGGCUUAUACAAUAUAAUGCCUGUUCAUUUUUCUCAGCUGUUUGAUACAAUUCAGAAUGUAUAUAAAUACAAUACAUGCUCCUCUUCAUUAAUUCAUUUGCCAAGACACAGGACGUGUUUCUAUUAGCAUAAUAUUCGUUUAAAGGUCCAAAAAAUGGAACAAUUAAUCUAAAGACCUCAGAAAUUCACCAUAUUUGAAUUGCUUGAAGACGAAACUUACAAAAAAAAACUUACAUACGGUCCCUAUAUUGAGGGAUUUGCUUAGUUACAGUUGUGGGUUGAUUUGACGAUUUAUUUACUGUUUCAUUUGAUGUAAUGUAUAUAAAUUUGCCCUGAAUUGUU